AAUGCCACCAUCAGUAGUGCGUGCUUUGUGAGUCGAGUCAGAUGCUCAGAUCAGAUCAUCUCCUCGGCAAGGAUGAUGAGAUGUGUCUAGUCGUCUAUCCUAGCUAGGUCGUGGGGAAUUGCCAACUGCUUGAUCUGAUUGGUGAUCUCUUCUUAAUCACCCUCCAGCUCCAACCCAGAUCCAGGAGGGAGGGAGAUGAGCGGCGGCCAGGUCCAGGAGGAGGACAAAGGAGCAGGGGGCUACGGCACCUUCCAGGGCCCGCCCAGCUACCCGCCCCCGCGCCCGCCGCCCCUCGGCUUUCCCCAGCCCGUCCCGCCGCCAGCCCACCACCGCGCCGCCGCUCCCGGUGUGCGUGGACAUGGUCACGACCGCCUCCCUUGUUGCGGCAUCGGCUUUGGCUGGUUCCUGUUCAUACUCGGCUUCUUCCUUGGUGCUAUUCCCUGGUAUGUUGGAGCCAUUCUUCUGUGCUGUUCCAGAGUGGACCACAGGGGAAAACCAGCCUAUGUCGCAUGCACAGUAGCUGCAAUCCUCGCUACAAUUGCUGUGACCAUUGGGGCGACUGCUGGAGCUCAUUUUUAUUGACUUUUUUAUUUACACUGUAUUGUCAUUGUACAUAAUAUCAUCUCAUGUUCUUCAUUGUAAUGGCUUAUUUUGUUUUGCAUUUCGAUUCUUAAUGUUUAACGAGGAAAAAAACAUUGUUAUAUGGUCAUAAAUAAAUCAGACCGAGAUGGCUUUGCCUUGUGAA
Molecule: messenger RNA, 745 nt
Organism: Panicum virgatum (switchgrass)
Lineage: Eukaryota; Viridiplantae; Streptophyta; Magnoliopsida; Poales; Poaceae
Product: 60S ribosomal protein L18a-like protein
Exons: 4
Coding region: 196-582 (128 amino acids)
Source: RefSeq, a predicted model, not a curated record